UACACAGUAGUGAAGAAGAUCUCUGGUGAGUGUGAGACACCCAGCAGCCAUCCUCGUGUGUCAGGCGGACUAAGCAGGACCCACAGCCCCACCACAGUGCCUCCACCUCACUCACUAAUACAUGAGAGACACAGUGACCAGAAGAUCCUGGAACUCACCAACAAGAUCAUUCAGCUCCUGAUAGGAGAGGAGAGGGAGUAUAUAGAGGAACACAGGGGUCUAUACAAGGACGUGAUGAUGGAGAAUCACCGUCCCCUCACAUCACUGGAUGGGCCCAGUAACAGAGAUACCCCAGAGAGAUGUUCCCGUCCUCUGUAUUCCCAGGAUUGUACAGAGGAGAAUCACAGGAUCCCACAGGAGGAUCAGGUAGAACGUCUGUCUGAUAUUAAGGCAGAAGAUAUAGAGGAAGAAGAAGAGACGUAUGUGAUGGAUAUAAAGGCAGAAGAUAUAGAGGGAGAAGAAGAGACGUAUAUGACUACUAUAAAGGCAGAAGAUAUAGAGGGAGAAGAAGAGACGCAUGUGACUGAUAUGAAGGCAGAAGAUAUAGAGGGAGAAGAAGAGACGUAUGUGACUGAUAUAAAGGCAGAAGAUAUAGAGGGAGAAGAAGAGACGUAUGUGACUGAUAUAAAGGCAGAAGAUAUAGAGGGAGAAGAAGAGACAUAUGUGACUGAUAUAAAGGCAGAAGAUAUAGAGGGAGAAGAAGAGAAGUAUGUGACUGAUAUGAAGGCAGAAGAUAUAGAGGGAGAAGAAGAGACGUAUGUGACUGAUAUAAAGGCAGAAGAUAUAGAGGGAGAAGAGGAGACGUAUGUGACUGAUAUGAAGGCAGAAGAUAUAGAGGGAGAAGAAGAGACGUAUGUGACUGAUAUAAAGGCAGAAGAUAUAGAGGGAGAAGAAGAGACGUAUGUGACUGAUAUAAAGGCAGAAGAUAUAGAGGGAGAAGAAGAGACGUAUGUGACUGAUAUAAAGGCAGAAGAUAUAGAGGGAGAAGAAGAGACGUAUGUGAGGGGUGAUCAGCAGUGUAAGGAGGAGGAGAUCCCUACAGAUAUCACGUCUUACACGCAUAUUGGAAAAAGUCGCUCCAACAACUAUCUGACGGGACACAACAACGCUUACCCACGGUACAAGUGCUGUCUCGACGGGCGUCUGUGUCGGAUAUACUAG
This is a messenger RNA of Pseudophryne corroboree (corroboree frog), 1161 nucleotides long. RefSeq lists its product as uncharacterized. The transcript is spliced from 5 exons. The coding region runs from base 235 to 1161 and encodes 308 amino acids. The record is from RefSeq and is a predicted model, not a curated record. NCBI's taxonomy places the organism in Eukaryota, Metazoa, Chordata, Amphibia, Anura, Myobatrachidae.